UGUUAAUCUACACAGCACGCUGCUGCUCCGAGGGCUCCCUCCCUUCCACAGCGGGGCUGCGAGCGGGCGGAGCGCCGUGCGUGUGAGCUCCGUGUCGGAUGUCCGAUGAGUGGGGUGACGCGUGUUUACAUCCACACGGGCCACCGUCAUCCACACGGAGGAGGAGGAGGAGGAGGCGGCGGAGGGAGAAGAAACGAGUCCGCUCCCUGCGAUGCGCGGAUCGGGAUAAAAAAAGCAGGAUCCGGGCCGCGGACCAUGCACCGGGAGAGAGGGAGAGAGUGAGGCGGCAGAGUUUUCCAGAACAUGUCCUGAAAUCAUCUUUAACUGAGACUGGGCCCUCGAAUCAAUCCGGUCAUCUGUGUGAAGCGCGGACAAAGGCAGAGCUGCGUCGCCAUGGAUGGACAUUAAAUCAUCAUUAGCGCCCCGCAGUGGUGUGGAGGUAUGAGGGCCCCUGGAUGAAGGCCAUGGAGCUGAAAGUGUGGGUGGACGGCGUGCAGCGCAUCGUGUGCGGGGUCACAGAGUUCACCACAUGCCAGGAGGUGGUCAUCGCCCUGGCUCAAGCCAUCGGUCGCACCGGCAGAUACACUUUGAUCGAGAAGUGGCGGGAUACAGAGCGUCACCUGGCUCCAAAUGAAAACCCUGUGGUGUCCCUCAACAAGUGGGGUCAGUAUGCCAGCGACGUGCAGCUCAUCCUCCAGCGAACCGGCCCGUCCGUCAGCGAGCGGCCGGCCUCCGACGGGCAGGGUCGUGUCCCGGAGCGAGGCUUCUACCGGCAGAGCCUCCCGCCUCUGGCCAAGUUCCGGCCAUCGGGGUCGGACCACUCGAUCAAACGAAGGGAACCCAAACGCAAAUCCCUGACCUUCACUGGAGGGGCCAAGGGUCUGCGGGACAUAUUUGGGAGAAGCAGAGAUGCUGAAGCCAAACAGCCCCAGCAGCGCAGUGUGAGCCUGAGCCUGAGCAGAGUUGGAGGUGGUGGAGGAGCAUCUGUGCCUGGGAGUCCAGCCAGAGAGCUGAGCCGGCUGGUGCAGCUGCAGAGAGACAAACUCCAGGCCCUGGAGAGCCGUCUGCUGGGCUGCGAGGCCGAGCUGGGAGACUGGGAGGAGGCCGCCGGCGAGGCCAACGAAGGAGAAAAUCUGGAGGAGGCGCUGCUGCUUUUGGAGCAGCAGGUGAGGAGGAACGAUGCCGAGAUGAAGGAGGAGGAAUUCUGGGCGAACGAGCUGCAGAUCGAGCAGGAGAGCGAGCGGCAACUCCGGCAGCAACUGGGCGAGCUGCGGUGCCGCGUAAGCGACUGCGAGGCCCAGCUCUCAGAGUACAUAACGCGCAUACAGAGCAUGGACUCAGGCCUGGAGCAGGAGCGGCUGCAGCACGAGGCCGAGCUCAACCAGAAGGUCAACGAUGAGGAGGUGCGAGCUCAGCUGGAGAAGGUGAGGGCAGAGCUGGAGACGCAGAGCCAGCAAACGGCGCGGCUGGAGAGCAGCUGCCGGGCGUUGGAACGCUCACUUGGCCAGUCGGGAAAGAGAGUACAGGAGAAAGAGCAGGAGCUGGAACAGCUGACCAAAGAGCUGCGACAGGUCAACCUGCAGCAGUUCAUUCAGCAGACUGGUACCAAGGUCACUGUGCUGCCUGCUCAACCUGCAGGAGAGGACAACACCACCGAGGUGGAGUCCGGCUCCCUGAACAGACGCGGCUCGUCUCGUCUCUUACCCAGCGACCUCCGCACGCUGCAGAACACCAUCUCCACCAGCCUGAACCCCGAGGGGAUCUACGUGUGACCCAGGGGACCAUCGCACUUCAGCCUGGUGUUACUGGACUGCUUUCUAACUGGGAGUGACCACCAUCAUCAGCUGAACUGCUCCUGAUUAACGCACUGCAGCGAGCAUCCUGUGGAGGACCAGUGUCAUAUCGUGAAAGACAAGUCUGCUCUGUUUUGCAUCUUUUUUGAACUGCCUCUCCCUCCUCCCAUCUUACACGGACACCACAACUGAUGUCAAACCCAUUGGCAAGCAAACAUUUCAUCUGAGCGAGUGAAGACUCCUCUUAAAAGAAAACGACAAGCCAGCAGACAUUUUCUUGUCAGGUACGGAGGCUCGAGGCGGAUAAACCUUUUAUUUUUGAAUGUCCUAAAUCAUGAACUGGAACGGGAGUUUCAGGAUGCAAAGUGUGGACACAUGUAAACACACAAGCGUAGACAAAAAAGAAGGUAUAUGCAUGAGCAUGCACAAACCCUGACGUCACACCUGUGCUAUAACUCAUAGCCAUAUCUGAUUGCCUUACUCUGGUGUGUUCAAACCAGACGUCAACAGUCUAAUGUUAAAAGGAAAGUCAAGGUAGCUACUGAACACUAUGCGCCAUAUUGAUUUAGUAUUCAGGUGAUCAGGUGAUCCCUUGUCAGAGAGACCGAUGUCAGUAUAACUCAACGAUGGCUUGAUCCUUUUUAUAACAUGAUUUUACUUUUUGAAUUGAUUUAGACAAACAAUUUACACCCUAUUUCAAGUUGAGGGAUGGCACAGUGGGAAAGUGGGAAAUACAGUCAUCUCACAGGUAUCCGGUUUGAAUCCCAGCUUAGCCAGGGUCCUUCUGUGUGGAGUUUGUGUCUGUGUGGGUUUUCUUUGGUUUCCUCUGACAGCCCCAAAGACAUGCAGGUUAAUGGAGACUCUGAUGAGCUGUAGUGAGUGUGAGUGGUUGUUGUCUCUGUAUGUUGGCUCUGCGAUACCCAACUAGCGUGCACCCCAGCUCCUGCCCAAUGUGAGCUGGGACUGGCUCCAGCCGCCCUAUGACCAUCAAAGAAUCAGCGGGAUGGAUAAAGGACGGAUGGAUGGAUAGAUUUUCAGUUGACAAAUAUUAACUCAUCCCAUAAAAUUGGGCCACAAAGUAAAAUCAGCAGCUACUGGAUAUUUUUUGUGAAACUGUGGCUAUUUUUCCUCAGCCUGAAAAAUGUUGCCAACAAUGACUUAAUACACCGUUUGACCACUGGGUGGUGACAAAACAUAUACUAUUUAGCCAGCUGAAAGUUAACUGUGUGAAAGUUAGUCCUGCUCCCAGAUGAUGGCUUUUUUUUUCUUUUUUUUCUCCUGUCUUUGUUCGUUUUCAUUUUGUUUUGUGAGGAAGCCUCAGCACUUUAGCUCCCAGUGUAUUUACCUGAGGUGCAACUUACGGUGUUGGCCAAGACAUGUUUCACUGUGUUCAUCGAGCAGGGACACACACACACACACACACACACACAAACAGACAGUAUUCGUUUGUUCCGUCUGACUUUUAUCACAAACUAAAGAUGUCUCACAUGAACCAAAGCUAGUGUAAAAAUAAAUCAUUAAUAGUUAGAUGAAUGUACUUUUUUUAAAUAUGUAGGCAGUUUAUGCAGAUUAAGUGUAUUCUUAAGUAACUUGUAAAUAACAAAUUGUAAAUGUGUAAAAAAAUAUAUUCAAUCAUAAGAAAAAAUAUAUAUACACCAAUAGUGACAUGCACACAAAUGCCCAAACUAGAUAUAACAAGUAAACUAACCUUAAUGUGUGUGCAUGUGUGACUUCAGUGCCGUACGCAGUGUGUGUAUUCACGAGUGAAUUCCUUGGCUCCGGUGAGAAGGUUGCCGCUCCGUUGUUUGCUCUGCAGUGCUGAGGUUCCACCCGGAGGAAGUCACGUCACGUAUCUCUUUGGAAUAACGGCAUGCCUUACUGGAAGACAAACGGCAACUGAUCUCACAUCAGUCUAGUCUAUUUUGUCAAAGUAGAUUGAAGUCUAUAAUAUGCAGAUUGUUAAAGGGGUUAGGUUCGAAUGCUGCUGCUCAAUAGGCAGCUCUGUGUGCAUGCUUUGUGUGAUUGGUUUUAGUUGGACUCCUAUUAACAGGCUAGUAAUGUUAUAAUUCAUUUGGUUUUAGUUGUGUCCCUUUUUGCCUUGUAGACAUUAGUUAAAGAACAGUGCAUAUGAGCAGAAAAGGAAAACAUCAAUCAUGGAUGUACAUGACAUCCCUGUCGCUUUGAAACCUGACAAUACAUUUACCAGCAUCUUCUUUCCCCCCCUCGGACACUUUGCCAAUAAUUGUCUCUGGCCGUGUCGUCGGUGCUGCCUCUGGGUGGAAGGGCAAAUCCAAAUGAGAUGAUGGAGCCAUUAUGGAGACAGCCAUCAAGUGGUUCUGAAAGCUAUUUCAGAAAAUCGUCACGGCUCAGGGAUAUUUCAAGACACAGAAUUACUGGGAGAAGGACGAGCGCAGAGUAAUUAGGGGAUAAAACCAGUUGUAGCUGCGAGACACAACACCACGAGCGCUGGUUCGGAGCUGAAGGAGAUGCCUCGUCUCAUGAUUAAUGUCUCAGCUCUAGUCCCGGUUUUGUCUUGACAUGAGAGAUGCACCAGAGUGAAUGGGAGGAACAAACUGGGGCAACUUCAAGCCACUGGGUUUGUAGCAUAAUGCUGAAACACUCAAGUGUUCACAUGCAUACAACGUCAUGAAGUGCGCUUGGCCAACAACAUCACUAACAUGCAUUAACUCUACCUUCAAAACAGACACAAUAUUGUGUCACGUUUUCUAUUGUCUACUUCAGCUCCUGUAUUUCUUUUCAGCUUUUAGUAUUUACCAUUUAUCCUUUUGGUUUUCAUUCAGCCACUGUGUAUGAAAGAAGCUGAGAUCAAAUUGAAGAAUAAUGUAAAAUACAUGAAAUUAAUCAAAUAUAUUGACAGAAAUGACAAAUGAAUAAGGUUAUUCUCAUAUCUCGUGGAUAUUAGAUACAAAGGAUUAAAUAUAGACUUGUUAAACCCUCUAACUACCUCACACCUCAAACUAAAAUAUGUAUAUUAUCUAUAUUAUUAUCAUGUACUAUGGUGACCCCUCUGUUGCUACGGCAACUCCUCAUGCAAUCCAUAAAGUAAUGCCUUUGUUGAGCAUUAUGGAUGUUUAACUGUUCGCCUGACAAACCCCAGCUCCCAUUUCUUACAAAGAGCACGAGCUGAGAUUUCAGCUCCUGUAGAUUUCAGACCAAGAAUCCAGAAACCACCAGGUCCACAGAACCUGCUACAGGAAGGAUGUCAGCUCACAAAAAGUAAUAACAUAGAAUAACUGAGGUCUCAAAACUAUAUGUUGAUACAAAACCUUUACAAAUGAAGUUCUUGCCCAUACCACUACCCCGACCUUCAGGUUUUCAGUGUCCUCGUCCAGCACCCAGCCGCAUGCACCCUCCCCUCCCUCCCCCAACGCCUGCACGGUGUCGAAAUAAAUUAGAACAACUUGACAUCAUGUAUACAGAAUUGAUUUCAAAGUUUACCUUUUUUUGUUUUUAAAUCUAAAAAAUUUGGGUUUGUGAAAUUAAAGGAACAUUUCUUUAUUCAUUGAAAACAGUUAACAAGUGUCUAAUUUUCAGAACGUCGGACCCAUGAAUGAAUGAAGAGAUGAUGAUGAUGAUGAUGAAGGAGGCAUGAAAAUCCAAAAUGUAAAUAAAUGAUUAUAAAACAAAUGUU
Platichthys flesus (European flounder) is the source of this 5445-nucleotide messenger RNA. RefSeq names its product Ras association domain family member 8b (gene rassf8b). The transcript has 10 exons. Gene Ontology annotation, biological process: signal transduction. The record is from RefSeq and is a predicted model, not a curated record. The coding region runs from base 456 to 1772 and encodes 438 amino acids. NCBI's taxonomy places the organism in Eukaryota, Metazoa, Chordata, Actinopteri, Pleuronectiformes, Pleuronectidae.